Heterotrigona itama is the source of this 900-nucleotide messenger RNA. The record is from the annotation of a GenBank genome assembly. NCBI's taxonomy places the organism in Eukaryota, Metazoa, Arthropoda, Insecta, Hymenoptera, Apidae.
GACGUACGCUGAACGGGCAGCCGUUGCUGGAGUUUCCAAUGUCCAGUGGGGAACCAGCGCUGGAGCCGCUGAGAAUCAAAAGAGCAACCCUUUGGACGAGAGUCGAGUUCAGGCAUGCCCAUCAUUAUCAACAUUAUCGCCAGAGUCAAACGAACCAGAGGAAUAUUACUCUCUGGGUAUUUCGAGUACGCUGCGGCAACACGACGCACUUGCGUGGAAAGGAGCUAGGCCAACACUUGGAAAUGGUCACGUCCCUUGGUGUAAACGUUGGACAACUCGGUUGGCUCAAGUUCGACGUCACCAAGGUUGUGAAUAGUUGGUACACGACGAAUCGUGAUGCCGCCAGGGAUAAACUGACGUUGCUCGUCGACUGUACCGGAUGCGGCUCGCACGUCUACGUAUCAACGUUUGACGGACACUCGCCGCACGUAAUCGAGUCGUCAUUGAACGCAAAAGGUACUCAAGAUCCAGACAGACCUUUUCUAGUAGUCCGCACGGAUCCCGCGGCUGUGAAACGGGUUAGGAGACGAGCGAUCGAGUGCAGCGGUGCUAUAAAGGGUCAAUGCUGCAAGCAACGAUUUUACGUGAACUUUUCUCAACUCGGUUGGGACGACUGGAUAAUUGCUCCCCAAGGGUACUACGCGAAUUACUGCAGGGGAGAUUGCGCGGCCGGGCACAGAACACCGGACACUUUCCUCAAUUACUACACCCACGUGAUCGAGGAGUAUCGGAAGAUGGAUCGACUGGCUGGUAUGCAGCCUUGCUGCGCUCCUCUCAAGUUCUCGCCAAUGUCGUUGAUCUACUACGGUCCUGACUCCAACAUCAUCAAGCGAGAUCUACCGAAGAUGGUAGUGGACGAAUGCGGCUGUCCUUAAACGUUGCUCCUCCGCUCCGUACUUG